Molecule: messenger RNA, 648 nt
Organism: Brachypodium distachyon (stiff brome)
Lineage: Eukaryota; Viridiplantae; Streptophyta; Magnoliopsida; Poales; Poaceae
Exons: 3
Coding region: 1-648 (215 amino acids)
Source: RefSeq, a predicted model, not a curated record
AUGGAGCUCGCCACGUUCCUCGACGGGAAUCACGUCCGGCUACGCAGCCUCGACCUCGGCACGUACCUCCACGCCGCCGCCGACGGGAUCAACGUACGCCUCGACCCGGAGCGGGCUUCCGUGAACUCCGCGUGGGUGGUUCACCGGUACGAGAACCCUGCCAACAUGUACCUGCUCCUGUACAGCACCGCCUUCGGCCGCUACCUCUCCGCCACCAACACGCUGGCGCCAUGGGGCCAGCGCGGCUACCGCGUCGAGCAGCGCGAGUUCGACGAGCCGGAGGUGUAUUCCAUCAUGUGGCAGGUCAUCGGGCCCGCGAACUUCGUCGUGCUCCGCCACGUCAGCGCCGGCCUCCUCCGCGCCAACGGGAGACGACGCUUCAACUGGAACAGCGGCGUCACCGUCGACAACAUCGGAAACCUGAGCACGAUGAUGGGCAGCUCCAACUCCCACCUGAGGCACGAGCUGAUCGACCGUCUGGGCAGCGUCAAUUUCAUCAUGUGCGUCCGAGCUGGCCGCUACGCGCGGCUCACCCCGAUGCUCGCCAACCUGCCAAGCGGCACCGGCAACACUCUCUACAUCGUCGCCAUCCACUCCCAGUCGCCAGCCGCAGAUGAGCUGCGCUACCCGGACAUCGACGCGGCGUAG